AUGCAGUGGAAGUCUUUCUUUUUUAUCUCCACUGCGCAUCUAGCGCUGGCUCGCCAUCGUCGUUAUCCCCUGCAUCCAGAUGUGCAUGUAAAGGCAGCCCACAAAGCUCGACAACUCAUCGAUCUUGACUCAGUCCACACCAUUUUCGAUAUUGAAAUCGUCACCAUCACUGAUCCCAUCCCUCCAGCCCCAACUACCUUCCCUACCGUCGGCGAGACCGACGAAAAGAACACUUUGCCAAUCAUCGGCGCAAACCUUAAGGUCAAUCUCGACCCAAAUAACCUCAACAUCCUUCCUCACGCUACCACCACCAGACAACCCCCCAUCACGACCGACUCGCCUACCCCAUGGACCGCCAAACCGUCCAAUCAACAAUUCUCCACACAAGGCUUCGGCGCCCGCUCCGAUCCCUCCGGCACGGGGGUCCAAUACGCCGGUAAUGUCGGCGUCCCCUGGGGAAGCAAUAUAAUGGAAGUGGACGUCUCCACAGCCUGGCAAUACAAAUACGUGGCUCAAUUCCGCGGCAGCAACUCGCCUACCGCUGGGCCCUGGACGGUAGUUAUCUGGAACAAAAUCGGACGGGACGGUAAAAUGACAGGCUGGUACGGCCACUCUGCCGUGAACUUCACGUUGGGACCGCGCGAGACGCGAUACGUGGCAUUCGAUGGGAAUUCACAGGGCGCCUGGGGCGCUGCGAAGGGGGACUCGUUGCCUCGCGACCAGUUCGGCGGGUACUCGUGCACAUGGGGGGAGUUUGACUUCGGGGAUGAGAAGAAUGGUCUCUGGUCCGGGUGGGACGUCUCUGCGAUCCAAGCGCAGAAUGCAAGACAGACCGUGCAGGGGAUGAGCAUUUGUGCCCAUGAUGGGAGCAAGUGUUCGUCAAUCACGACAGGGGCUGCCGUUGUGGAGAAUGCGUAUACCAGCUCUGAGGCGACGGUGGAUGGGAUUGGAGGGGCGGUGCCGGAUGGACCGGUGAGAUUGGUUGUGCAGGUUGAUUAUAAUUGA
Messenger RNA from Aspergillus tanneri, 1005 nucleotides. RefSeq names its product putative allergen Asp F4-like. Gene Ontology annotation, cellular component: extracellular region. The transcript has a single exon. Gene Ontology annotation, molecular function: IgE binding. NCBI's taxonomy places the organism in Eukaryota, Fungi, Ascomycota, Eurotiomycetes, Eurotiales, Aspergillaceae. The record is from RefSeq and is a predicted model, not a curated record. Bases 1 to 1005 code for a protein of 334 amino acids.